Parathielavia appendiculata is the source of this 721-nucleotide messenger RNA. RefSeq lists its product as uncharacterized. Lineage: Eukaryota; Fungi; Ascomycota; Sordariomycetes; Sordariales; Chaetomiaceae. Bases 56 to 586 code for a protein of 176 amino acids. The record is from RefSeq and is a predicted model, not a curated record. The transcript is spliced from 2 exons.
UAAAGAAGAAUCGACCCGGCAAUUUGGUGAAAGAAACCCUCAACGACGCGCCAACAUGACACGCAUCUCAGAAGCCGUCAAACGGGACCACGCCCGCAUCAAGGCGGCGUAUCGACGCCUGCGAGAGGCCGACCCAGAAGCCCGCAAACCAGACGAGUUCAUCUGGGAACUGGAUCGCUACUUGAUUGUCGAAGACCUCGUUGUGGCUCCCGCUCUGGACAAUCACAUAGCCAAUGGCGGCAAGAGGCAUCAACGGCUGUCUGACGACUUUGACAGUAUGAACGCAAAGCUCAGGCACAUGCAGAAAUUCGACCCUGCCGAGGCCAGCUUCGACUCGUCACUCAGUGCUAUUUGGGUCGACCUUGAACCGCACAUCAGGGAAGAGUCGAGGGGUGACCUCAGGCAGCUGGAGGAGAAUCUCUCAGAGUCGGACUCGAAGGCACUGGGGAAGAAGUACGAGGACAUCAAGGAGCUGUUGCAGAGGCCCUAUGGGAAGGACGGCGUGCCGGAUGCCAGGACCCUGGAGGCCAUUCUGGAGAUACCCAAGCGAGAGCUGAUGGUCAAGCUUGGCAUCUCGGGCCAGUGAUGUACUCACAGUACUCGGGUGGAUACAAGGAGCAGGUUGGGACAGAUAAGUAAACCUGUGCCACGAGAUAUCAAUGAUUCUUCUCAGUUUGCAACUGUUAUUAAUAUCCACGACUUGACGGUCACCGUUCCUGAC